CUCAGAAGAAAAGGAGGAAGCGGAGUGAGAGCAGCGCAGCUCGUCUAUUAACUGCAAAAGGACGAGAUCACAAGAACCCUCAAACAAACUAGUUUUUUUAAACUCCUCUAAUCGGAACAACGCGCGUGAGCGACUUUUGCAACCCGCAGAGCCGCUUUCAGCCUCCAACAACUUGCGUCGGUUCGCUUAAAGUCAAAAUAAAGACAGUUGCACAGAUAGUCGGAGAAUGGCAGACUCGGCCGCGGCCAACAGCGACGGGGAGGACGGACCCCGCGAGCCCAUGCGGGGCUUCGCGCGCCAGGGAGCCCUCCGCCAGAAGAACGUGCACGAGGUGAAGGACCACAAAUUCAUCGCGCGCUUCUUCAAGCAGCCCACCUUCUGCAGCCACUGCACCGACUUCAUCUGGGGGUUUGGCAAGCAGGGAUUCCAGUGUCAAGUGUGUUGUUUCGUGGUGCACAAACGUUGCCAUGAGUUCGUCACUUUCUCCUGUCCAGGUGCUGAUAAAGGACCUGCGUCAGACGACCCGAGGGCAAAGCAUAAGUUUAAGAUCCACACCUACUCCAGCCCGACCUUUUGCGACCACUGUGGCUCUCUGCUCUACGGCCUCAUACACCAGGGCAUGAGAUGUGACCACUGUAUGAUGAACAUCCACAAGCGCUGUGUGGCCAAUGUGCCGAGCCUGUGUGGAACAGACCACACUGAGAGGAGAGGUCGCCUCCAGAUCACCGCUGAGGUCAAGACUAAUGUACUCACUGUUACCAUCAAAGAGGGCAAGAAUCUGGUUCCUAUGGACCCCAACGGUCUGUCAGACCCCUAUGUCAAGCUCAAACUGAUCCCAGAUCCCCGUGGCGAGAGUAAACAGAAGACCAAGACCAUAAAGUGCUGCCUCAACCCCACCUGGAAUGAGACCUUUAAAUUCCACCUGAAGGAGUACGAUAAGGACCGCCGUCUGUCGGUGGAGGUGUGGGACUGGGAUCUGACCAGCCGCAACGACUUCAUGGGAUCGCUGUCCUUCGGCAUCUCAGAGCUCCAGAAACAAGGAGUGGAUGGAUGGUUUAAGCUGCUCUCCCAGGAAGAAGGCGAGUACUUCAAUGUUCCCGUUGCUCCGGAGGGGGAGGAGGGCAACGAGGAGCUACGGCAGAAAUUUGAGAGAGCUAAAAUUGGACCAGGCAAGAACACAGAUGGCAAGUCAGCCAACGCUGCAUCCCGGUUUGACUCCAAUGGCAACCAAGAUCGCAUGAAGCUGGCUGACUUUAACUUCCUGAUGGUGCUGGGCAAGGGAAGCUUCGGCAAGGUGAUGCUGGCAGAGCGUAAAACGACAGAGGAGCUGUACGCCAUAAAGAUCCUGAAGAAGGACGUUGUGAUCCAGGACGAUGACGUGGAGUGCACCAUGGUGGAGAAGAGAGUGUUAGCGUUGCCUGGAAAGCCUCCGUUCUUAACACAGCUGCACUCCACUUUCCAGAGCAUGGACCGUUUGUAUUUUGUCAUGGAGUACAUAAACGGAGGAGAUCUCAUGUAUCAGAUUCAGCAGGUCGGCAAGUUCAAAGAGCCCCAUGCUGUAUUCUAUGCUGCGGAGAUAGCCAUUGGUCUGUUCUUUCUACAUCAAAAGGGCAUCAUCUACAGAGAUCUGAAGCUGGACAACGUGAUGCUGGACUGUGAGGGUCACAUUAAGAUAGCAGAUUUUGGCAUGUGUAAAGAAAACAUGACCGAUGGAAUCACCACCAAGACCUUCUGUGGGACACCAGACUACAUCGCUCCUGAGAUCAUAGCCUACCAGCCGUAUGGAAAGUCUGUGGACUGGUGGGCCUUUGGAGUAUUGCUCUACGAGAUGCUGGCGGGACAGCCUCCAUUUGACGGCGAAGAUGAGGAUGAGUUAUUUCAGUCCAUUAUGGAGCAUCACGUCUCCUAUCCCAAGUCAAUGUCCAAGGAGGCUGUCGCUAUCUGUAAAGGGCUGAUGACGAAGCAUCCAGCGAAACGGCUGGGCUGUGGUCCGGAGGGGGAGAGAGACAUCAGGGAGCACAGCUUCUUCCGCUACAUGGACUGGGAGAAACUGGAGAACAAGGAAGUGCAGCCGCCGUUCAAACCCAGAGCUUGUGGACGGGAGGCCGAGAACUUUGACCGUUUUUUCACACGCCACCCGCCGGUGCUGACCCCUCCCGAUGAGGAAGUGAUUCAGAACCUGGACCAGGACGAGUUCCAGGGGUUCUCCUUUAUCAACCCAGAGUUCCCAGGAACUGCUGCUACCACCACUGCCACCGAGCAGGCUUGAUUUCAGCUCAUGCACGGACACAUGGACACACACACACACACACACAAACAUAUACAUAAUCAGUUUCCCCCAGUAUCAACCCUGUGUAGCCUGGAAAUGAUUUGUGCUGUCACAGGAACCAAGAAGCCAUGACUUAAACUGAUACACAGGCAUACUAAAUACACAAUAAGACAUGAACACAUUUCUUGUUCACACUGCUGCAACCUGGAUGAUGUGUUGGCCUCUUCUGAGGGUCCAUGUGCAGUUUAAAAUGGCUUGAAUGCAUGUAGCACUCUAGUGCAGCUCCCAAAAUACAAAAUGUUACUACUUAGCAAGGUAUGAGUCAUUGACUUUCUCCAAGCUUUGUUUUUGAGAAACAACAAGCUUGAAAGUGUGACUCAACACAAGCUUCUUGAAUCAACUUGUGUUGCUCACAGUGUGAACAAAGUGUGUUUAAUUUACCACCUCAUCACAAUAAUAAGGUGGCCAGCAAGGACAAACAAGCUGCAACGGCUCAAAACAUCUCCAUUUGGAGAAACAUGCUGCACCUUCAGAAACGAUGGUAACAACGUAAACCUGUGGCAAACGAGAAAACCUGCAGCAGAAAGCCAAAACGAAUACAUUAACAGCAAACACUGUACUAAAACAGAAACAAUGCAAUGUCAGAAACACACAAAUCUCAAAAAGAAAUGCAACUGAAAAAAAAACUGCAUAUCCAGUAAACACGGCAUAUCAUUACACAAUUUGUAAAGUUUUGUACUUAACGCAAAGUUACAUUGUUUAGGUUUAAAAAAGAAUUAUGGUGAAAAGAAACCUUGAAAUAACUAAAAUUUCCUUGUUUUUAUAAGGGACAUUAACACUGGUUUCCAGGGUUAAGGUCCUGUGUUUGUUUGACCAAGCCAAAACCGCAACCUGUGUCCUUUUGUGGACUUUCACUCUUAAUACUACUUGAUUCUUUACCCCUGUCAGACAAGUGGUGAUGUGAUUGCAGCCUUCACAGUCGUGUGAAUUCUGCUGCAAUUCUUUCCGUAGAUAUGCAUACAAACAGUGCAUGAGAACAGCCUGACUCAUACAACAGAAGUUCUCCAGUCCUCCAGGGGGAGCUACUCUAUUAUAAUAUUGUAAAAUCUACAAGAGAAUACAUACUUCUUUGUAUGUUGCUGCUACUCUAUUUUUCCCCCAUUUCAAAGACACACACUUGAUUAGUCUCGCUCUCUCAAGUCAAAAAUCAAGCUGUUCCACUGAGCACUCCCCCAAGAGGUCUGGAGAACGCACAUUAUAUUAACUGCAGCGUUUUUCUGUUGCAUUUGUUUUCAGGAUUUGUGUGUUUUAACUUUGCAUUAUUUCUGUAUUUGUAGCGUGUUUUCUGUUCAGUAUUUGUUCUGGCUUUAUGCUGCAGGGUGUUUCAUUUGCAGUAGAUUUGUGUUGGAUUUUCGUAUGUGUUUUUGAAUUGGCAUUGUCUCUGAAGCUGCAGCACAUUUCUCCUUAUGGAAAUGUUUUGGGGUCAUCGUAGCAUGUUUGCCCUUGUCUGACACCGCACAAUCAGCAUUAGAAAUGACUGGCGACCCUUAAAAGUUGUUAAAACACAAACUUUAAAUUUAUGAAUAAAAAUUAUUCUGAGAACAUUUUAUGCAUUUUCACAAAUUUAGUAAAUUUACAGCCUAACUACAGAAUAUUGACAAGUCACAAUUCCUGCAGCACACUCAAACACACAACAGCAUCAUCCACAUGUAACAUAGCUUUAGGAUUACAUUUCAUCACUUUUUUUGUGAAAACUUGUGAUUUAACUUUUGUUUGACUCAUUUUUCGACUAUUCCAGCGCAUUCUGAGUUUGGCCUGUACUUCUGGUGUGCUUUUUAUUCAAUGUGUAAUAAUAAUAAUAGUGUCUGUACGUUUAUCCUUAUCUUAGCUAAAACUGGAAUGCUACACAUACUUGUGCAUGAGUUUCUAUAUCAAUAAUAGCCCUGGACUUUGUCUCCCAGCAGCACUUUAGCAUCUUAUCUCUGCAACCCUCUGCAGCUAUUGUGUGACUGUUUAUCAUGGUUUUCACAAUAUGUAUUUGAAAGAAAAUAUUCGGUGUAUCAUUGAAAAUGUGGAAGAUUUGUGCCUCAAAUAUCAGAUUUUUUAUAUGUUUUAUCUGCUGCUCAGCACUGGGAUCGUGAUGGUAAAAUGCUGCUGGAAAAUAAAGUCUUUAUAUAGGCUUUGAGUCAGUUAAAUAGAUAGACGAUACUACUUCUUAUACUCUCAUUUUCUGUUAUCUAGUAUAUAAGCAAUGAAAGAGACUAGCAGUUAGUUUCUUUGUGUUUUACAGACGCAUGAUACAUAUACCGGGGCAUUUGUUUACAGCAUAUGUAUGGGCACAUGUAUGUUUUACACGUGUGCGAAAGAGUACUGUCUAUGAAAACUUGCGUUUGCAUUUUUGUGUCUGUGUCAAUACCUGCCUUCCAAGCGAGUUGUUUGGCCAUGUGUUUACGGUUGUUUGUUUGGUGAAUGUCUGCACCCCUCAUGUCAAGCAGUAUUGGUAUGAUCUGCUUUAGCUCCAACCACCGGCAGAGGUGAGGAGAAGAAAUGGGGAGAGGAGAAAAGACAGAAAAAGUAGAGAAGGGAUGCAAGUUUCAGAAAAAGUCAGCAAGAUUAUAGUGAUACUAGAGGAAAUUAGUGCUCAACUGGAGUCCCAAAGCUGUGUACAAGUUAAGGUUACAGCAAAGUACACCACAGUAGCUACUGCAAAUGACCAUCUCAGUACUAGAGAUGUUUUCUUUCUCCUGUGAACUGCUUUCAAAAUGCAGGUCAAGUACCUGAGCAUCCGGAAAAGUUUCAAGGCCUGAAAAAAGUUUCUGUGGUAGAAAAAUGGCCGCUAGCUGGAUAUCAAACACUCGACCAAUCCUAGUGAUGGCAGGGUCAGCAGCCAGAAUCAGGAUAAUGUAUUUGGCCCGGUUCAGGCGAGGAAGUUUAUUUCUCCCAGUGUGCUGAGUUUCGGCUGGGCAAGGUCAUUUUUGAUGAUGGCCAAUUGAUGGCAGUAUCGGCAGCCAGAAACUGGCCUGAUUCUAGGGUAUCAUGUAUCGUGAGCUGAGUCUGGAAACCGGAUGAGGCCCAUCUUAUUACUUCCAGUGUGCUGAGUUUGGGCCAGUUUUGGGCCAGGUCAUUUUUGAUAAGAGCCCAAUUCUUGCAGUGUUGGCAGCGGGACUCUGGUCAGCUUAAUGGGCUGAUUCUAGGGAUCAGUCAUCCAGAGUCUCAGCUGAGACGGGUAACCAGAUGCCGCCCAACUUGUUUGUUCCAGCAUGCCACGUUUUGGGCAUUUUAACUAUCUAGGAUAUGUCACGCAGUUCUACUUUUCUGAUCUAGUUCUUUGUGGGAAAGGAUUCGAGGUUCAACUCACUGUAAUUGGUGUUUUUCAUACAAUCAUCUGCUGUGCAAUAAGAAUUUCCAUCCUAACUACAGCAGCAUUGGGCACAGGUUAAAGCUAGCCAUUCUGAAUCAGGAAAAUGUGUUUUGUCUUUUGUUUUCCCUAGCUAGCAAUAAUUGUGUUGGCCGGAGGGCAGAAUUGGUGCUGAAGCAACUUUCAGAGGGCUCAGGUUAGGACUGUAAUUUAUCAACAUGCAAAAGGCUAUGAGCUCAUGAAGCUUAUGUGCGGGCAUUUGUAUCUGAGAGGAAGAUACCUUGUAUACUUCAGUGCAGCUAACAUUGUGUGGAAGUGGCUGAAGUGCUUCCUCAUAUCACAUUCCUCUUCUUCACAGAGGUACAUCAAGGGAGAUUUUUUUGAAAAAUGGGCACACUCGGGCUCACUGGUGUUUAUUGCUAUUUAUUGGCAUGAAGUUAUCUAUACAGUAUCUGCAGGUGAAGGAGAAUAUAAGCAGUUUCUCACAAGUGUAAUGACAAAUGUGGUACGGGAAUAUGGAUAAUCCGCAUGUGAAUUUUCUGAAUGGCAACUAUGCAUUCCAGUGCAUAUUAUUUUGCGUUGCCAUGUUCAGUUUUCAUUGUAAAAAAUAAAUAAGUGGAAUGGGCCUAGUCAGUUUCCUUUUACAAAGUACCCGUCUCCUUUCCACCCAAUAAAAAAAGAAAAAAAAUCUAAGAGGCUAAUGCAGCAAGCCCCAGUGUGUGACCAACAUAAAACCUAACACCUGCAGAUGCAUAUCGGCUACAUCCCGAUCUGCAUUGUAUUCCAGCUGCUGGGUGAUCUCAAGCUUUAUAUUGUCCUUUACUUGGUUGCUGAAGUAACAUUAGUCAUUGCAGUGUUUGUUGUACAAUACUGGGUGCUGAAAAACCAAAUUGAUAAUUGUUUCACCAUUGGAUAGCAGUUAGCCAUGAUGUGGAGGUAUGACUUCAGUGUAACGAUUUCUUCAGUCAAACAUAGUUCUGAAGGCAGAAACCAGGGGAAAUCGAUAUCCAUCCAAAUAUAUUUGAUCUGCAGGGAUUUGAAAAUAUUAAUAGGAACCUACAACAUUUGUUUUUCUAAAUUUCCGUACAAAUUUUUCCUAUGAAUAUUUGUGCUUGGUGUGAAACAGCUUUUAUGCUGCAGUAUCAUGUAUUUAAAUCACUUGAACGGUAUCUGUCAUGCAAACAGGCAUAGGAGUCACUGUGGUCUCCACAUGCAUGACAGCUGAUAGGACAUUAUGAGUAUCUUAGCCUAUCUGCAGUAUGGAAGGGACUGGAAGUUAAUGAGGAAUCAUUGUUUUGAAUAUAUUUAUUCUAUUAAAACAGAUUUUCUUUUUUCAAUUCAGGGGCCUAUACUAUUUCUUGUAUUUAUAAUGCAGAAGGCAGUGGGGUCUUUACAUAUAUUUGUGUUCUUCCAGACAGUUGGACUGGAAAUUGGCAUAUGCUUUUGAAUAUCGUAACAUUUCCAACACAUGGUUAAAAAAAUUCAUCUGUAAGUGAGUUUAAAGAAACUGAAACAUUUCAAAGAGAUCAUUUUUGCAGGACACUUGCAGAUUGUGCUCUGCUUAUUCCUGAAGAGUGAGCCAGAUGGUAAAGGGCUAGCGGAAAGCUGAGGGAGGCUGAUCCCUGAUUGGAAAAGGCAAGAAUUCCCACUGUAAAGCCAUGCGCUGAGGAUUUUAAAAAUUCUCCUUUAGUUGCCUCGUCACUGGUCUGAAUAUCUUUACACACAGCCUCUUGUAAUGCAUGAUUGCAUUCUGCUUUUUGGUAGUUUUGAGACCUGUUUCUUCAAGUAUUUUGACAUCUUGAUUGGGUUAAUGAAUGAGGAAAGUCACUGAUUUUGAGAGAGUCUAAAUUAGCUUCUAGAGUUGAGAACAGAAGAGCAGCUUUCACAUUUUGUCCACGAUUAUCAGUCUGAAAGGAAAUGACUGUUGUGCUUUGGACUAAAUCUGUUUCCAUUAUUUGUGUGUUGCACCUCCAUUCUUGGUAUUUAUUCCAGUCAGUGUCUCCUGUAUUAUAACAACAACAAAUAACUAUAUAUACAUAUACAUAAACAUAUAUAACUGUGCCAAAUGUUGAUAUUUACACCAUGUGGUCAGUAUUGUAAAGGAAAAGAGAAGUCUUACUCCAGGAUUUGUGUUUUUGUUUCUGAUUCCUUCCUGCUGAAGGAGAAGCAAAAUGAACUCUGCAUGAAAAAUGCUUUGUUUUACCUUUUUAUUAGUGAGGAUUUAUAUACAUUUAACAUAUUAGGGUGAAAUAUGUUUUUGUGUGUCUGCAGUGCUGCAAAAGCAUAAUCCAAACUACUGUUGUGCGUGCUAUGUGUUAAAAUAAUGCAUCUAAAUACAUCUAAAGAGAAAAAAAAGGAAGAAAAAAAAUGCUUCUCACAAUGCUUUCCAUGUGCCAAAAUUAUUUUUGUUUGUUUGUUUUCCAGGAAAAACAGGCAUACCUUAAAUAAAGGAUUUAAAAGAUG
This is a messenger RNA of Plectropomus leopardus (leopard coralgrouper), 8090 nucleotides long. RefSeq names its product protein kinase C, beta b (gene prkcbb). NCBI's taxonomy places the organism in Eukaryota, Metazoa, Chordata, Actinopteri, Perciformes, Serranidae. The record is from RefSeq and is a predicted model, not a curated record. Gene Ontology annotation, molecular function: zinc ion binding; ATP binding; diacylglycerol-dependent serine/threonine kinase activity. Gene Ontology annotation, biological process: protein phosphorylation.